AAUUCUUUCCAAACAAUUACGCCAUCAACUGCUCUCUGUGAAUUUCUCCAAAGCUGGUUACGAUGAAAAGAUUAUCUGCCCAGGAAACAGCAGCAGCAGUAUCACCAGACAUGCACAACAACUCCCAAAGGAGUCGACGGAAGCCGAAAAUCCGAAUAAUCCACAUAUUUGCACCAGAGAUCAUCAAAACAGACGCUGCAAACUUCAGAGAACUUGUCCAAAGACUAACUGGAAACCCAAUUAAAUCUCAUCAUAACAUUUGCAGCACGAAGAAAAUUAGGUCAACAUCAAGAAGGGUUCCAACAAGACAGGAGCCAAGAAUCUUUGUCUCAGACAGGAAACGGGAAUUGGGUGUGAGGGAGAUGAGGAACAUAAAGGGAGAUGAUCAAGAAGAGGUUUGUGGGGGUGGGAAUACAGUUUUUGCAGAGUUUGAUGGUUUGAUGAAGGAGAUUGGUGAUCAUCAUGAUGAUGAGUUUCCAUUUAUGGAUCUACAACUGGUCUGAUGCACAACGUGCUUAAAUAUUAAUGAGACAACAUGCUGCAUGUGGAGGUUUAAUCAUAUUUUCUUCCUUCUUCUAAGUAUGUCAUCUUGUGCUUAAUUUGCUCUUAAUUAUUAGUUUAGUGAGUUUCUAAUUAUUGAUUCUACUUGUACUAAUACAUAUAUUGUUAUAUAUGAUCAAUUUUUCAAUUUAUAUCCUCAAUCUCAAA
Messenger RNA from Sesamum indicum (sesame), 708 nucleotides. RefSeq names its product VQ motif-containing protein 17. Lineage: Eukaryota; Viridiplantae; Streptophyta; Magnoliopsida; Lamiales; Pedaliaceae. Gene Ontology annotation, cellular component: nucleus. The record is from RefSeq and is a predicted model, not a curated record.